AUGCGUUUCGACGAUACCAACCCAACCCGCGAGGACAUCGAGUACGUCGAGUCCAUCCUGGCAGAUGUCCACUGGCUUGGUUUCGACUGGGGACACCAUCUGUAUUACGCUUCCGACUACUUCGAGCAGUUGUAUGAGUUCGCCGAGCAGCUGAUAUUGGAUGGGAACGCCUAUGUCGACAGCCUGACCGCGGAAGAAAUCCGGGAAUUUCGCGGCACCCUCACCGAGCCCGGGUGUGAAAGCCCCCACCGCGAUCGCAGCGUCGAAGAGAAUCUGGACCUGUUCCGUAGAAUGCGGGCCGGCGAGUUCCCCAACGACGGCGCCCACGUCCUGCGCGCCCGCAUCGACAUGGACUCGCCCAACCUGAACAUGCGCGACCCGGUGCUCUACCGCAUUCGCCACGCCGAGCAUCACCGCACCGGCAACGCGUGGUGCAUUUAA
Geodia barretti is the source of this 441-nucleotide messenger RNA. The record is from the annotation of a GenBank genome assembly. NCBI's taxonomy places the organism in Eukaryota, Metazoa, Porifera, Demospongiae, Tetractinellida, Geodiidae.